UUAUUACAAGGACCACCAGAUGAUGAAGAAAAAGAAUCUGAAUUAACUGUUACUGAGUUAAAAGCUAAACGGCAAGCAGAACUUGAACAGAGAGAAAGAGAACAAGAGUUGCUMAGACUAAAAAGAGAAGAAGAAGAGAGAAAAAAAAUGGAACAAGGUGUUGAUUGGGGAAUGGGCGAAGAUGCAAAUGAAGAAGAAGAUACCAAAGAAAAUCCUUUUGCUCCUAAAGAAAAUGAGCAAUUAUAUUUGGACGAUCCUAAAAAAACAUUGAAAGGUUGGUUUGAAAGAGAAGGACAAGAAUUAGAGUAUGAUGUAUCAGAAAAAGGAUUUGGAACAUUUACCUGUCGUAUAGAAUUACCAAUAGCAAACAUUACAGGAAGACCACAAAUUGCUGAAGCCACAAUAAGUGGUAAAAAAAAAGAAGCAAUUGCACAUUGUGCAUUGGAAGCAUGUAAAAUUUUGGAUAUGUAUGGACUUUUAAGACAAUCUACGCAUGAAAGUAGAAAACGUAAAGAAAAAAAUUGGGAAGAGGAAGACUUUUACGACAGUGAUGAUGAUAAUUUCUUAGAUCGUACAGGGGAUAUUGAUGUAAAGCGCAAAAAAAGAAUGAAAAAAUUUGGUAAAGCUGCCGAAACUGUUGAUACUUAUGAAACAUUGAUGGAGAAACAUAAGCUUCUGAUUGCUGAUCUUAAACAUACCAAGAGUAAAUUAAAUAGAUUAAAUCAAAAUGUCACCAAAGAGUAUGGUGGGACUAAUGAUGAAGACUCUUUGGAAUCUUUUAUGUCUGAUCUUAGAAAUUAUAAAACUGUUGACAAAAUUGAGAUCAAAAGAUUGAAAAUUAAAAUUAAUGAGCUACAAGAAGAAGAAGAAAAACUUAGAAAAAUUAUUAACAUUGUAAGACCGACUACAUUACCAGAACUUACUAAACCUCUGAUAGAAGAAAAUACACCUAAAGUAGAACAAGUGGUCAAAGUAAAUCCAAAAAGUAAUAAUGGUUCAUCACCAUUAUUAACAUCAACAAUACCAAAAGAAGAAAAAAAAAUUGAUUCUAAAAUAAAAUCCAAUAUUGAUGAGAAAGUAAAAAACGUAAUUAACAAAGAAAAAAGCAACUCCAAUGAAGCAGAAGAGAAAGUUUUGAAAGAAUUGAAAGAAGCAGAGAAAAGACAAAAGCAGUUAGAGAAAAAAGAUAAAAAAAUAAUUGCUAAAACUUUGGAGAAAGACAAGUUGGAAGAUUUUGGAAACAUGAUUUGGAAACCACCUGCGGAUCAAACUGGAGAUGGACGAACUAGCUUAAAUGAAAAAUAUGGUUAUUGAUAAAACUAUUAUAUUUUAAGUGUACAAAGAUGAA
Messenger RNA from Diuraphis noxia (Russian wheat aphid), 1348 nucleotides. RefSeq names its product kanadaptin. The record is from RefSeq and is a predicted model, not a curated record. NCBI's taxonomy places the organism in Eukaryota, Metazoa, Arthropoda, Insecta, Hemiptera, Aphididae. Gene Ontology annotation, molecular function: nucleic acid binding; protein binding.